Hypoxylon trugodes is the source of this 1593-nucleotide messenger RNA. RefSeq lists its product as uncharacterized. The transcript has 2 exons. The record is from RefSeq and is a predicted model, not a curated record. The annotation marks the transcript as partial. NCBI's taxonomy places the organism in Eukaryota, Fungi, Ascomycota, Sordariomycetes, Xylariales, Hypoxylaceae.
GGAACAGGGCGACACCUGGCAGUUUGCAUUCCUCGGUUUUUGGAUUCAUCUUAUUUUCGCUCGCACGAGAAGACUACACGGCGCAGUUUAUCCACUUCUUGCCUAGAAACGACUCUCCCAUUUCUAAGUCUAAUGUCCUCAUAUCAUAUCAUUUCCUCAUAGAUCUCUCUCCCCAUCCCACCCUCCGAUCAAGUGUGUCAUUUUUAUCUCGCAUGCAUCGGGUGUUCCUCGUGGCGGAUGAACGAACGCCUCAAUGGCUGGCAACCCACCCAAUUCGACCUUCCCGGAACUCAAGGCCUGGGACCCAUCAUUUUACCUACCCAAUUCGAACCUAGACGGCAUAUUACCCUCGAGUACCCGGAGCCCGGAUGCUAGCCAUUGUCACUAGUGGGUAGAAUGGAGACGGGAUGGCCUACUUUAUCGAUGUAUGGCGUUUCGUGUUGCUAGCUGGUGUGUCGCGCGAAACCUGAUGCCACGGGGGUGUAUGACCAGUUGGGGUUCGUCUUCAGUUCUUUUCCGCAUAUGCAUGGCGGCAUAUCGACCCAUUGCCGCCCCUGUCGUCGUCAAUCCUCGCAUCCGUGUGGCUAAAGCAAAUCCCACGUUCCCCAGUUCCAAUCAACGCAUCUCUACCACAUGAAAGAAGCUUAUUUUGAGGGAGAGUCGGGAACCGGGAAUAUUUCGUCAUUCGUCACCAUGUUGAUAUUGGUAUUCUGUGUGGGUGCAUGGCUGUGCGCGAGUGUCUGUCCGUUUCUGUCGAUCUAUCUUGUUAUUAUUAUUAUUUGCUUCUUAUCUCUCGGAUCCCGCCCACGUCUCCACGAGGAAAAAAAAAAGAAACGGAAGCCCAGCCAUCAUACAAAUCUACUUACCUACCUGGGCAUUCGUGGCACAUCUUUUAUUUCUUCCGAUCGGAUCCCCAAUUAUACCUACUUCUCCAUCAAUUUCAGCAGCAUAAAAUGAACGGGCGGAGCAUAUUCUGGCGAUGAGAAAAUGGAUCGGGGCUGGAAAAGACAAAAAAGACUGGCGAUCUCUAUUAAUUACUAUCCCUACCACCUAUCCCCGACACCUUUAUACAUGCUAGUCACCUGCAGAUGGGCUUGGCAUUGGAUUAUUUUUCUUAUUAGCAUUUUGGGGUUUUUUUUUUUUUUUUCAGUCUGCAUGCUUUAUUAUUUUGCUCUUUUUUUCCGUUUUUUUUUGUUUUGUUUUACAAGAAUACCCACGAGUAUUUAAUUAACCCUGUCCCUCAACAGCGGGCCGGCCGGUACAGCAUAUUGGAAGAGGGCACCCAUUGGAAGAGAAGUAGAAAGGGGGAUGCGCAUCAAAAGAUUGUUUAGGUCACCCUACUAUUUUGCACCACAAACCACAGACAGGCGCCGUGGUUUUCUAUUGUUCAUCUCGUAAUCCGAGAAUGAACAAAGUUUAUGACAUAUUAGAUCCCAUAGAGAAUCUUACGAACAUAGUAUUAUACCCUCUCAACCGAGUAAAUCUCGAUGCCUUCACCUCUGCAAUUCCGAACUCCCUACGUACCUGGCUGCUCACAAACUUAGGUAAUCUACUGAUCUAGGUAGGUACCUAGGUAGUUACCAGUGGAACCGU